Sporothrix brasiliensis 5110 is the source of this 522-nucleotide messenger RNA. RefSeq names its product large subunit ribosomal protein L23e. Gene Ontology annotation, biological process: translation. Gene Ontology annotation, cellular component: cytosolic large ribosomal subunit; ribosome. The record is from RefSeq and is a predicted model, not a curated record. NCBI's taxonomy places the organism in Eukaryota, Fungi, Ascomycota, Sordariomycetes, Ophiostomatales, Ophiostomataceae. The transcript has 4 exons. Gene Ontology annotation, molecular function: structural constituent of ribosome; large ribosomal subunit rRNA binding. The coding region runs from base 1 to 522 and encodes 173 amino acids.
AUGGCCAAGCUUUCACCAAAGAUCGCAUGGACACCACCACCGACGACCGAGACGACCGACUAUGACGAGACCGCAUCGACGGAGACCGGACAGAAACCACGAGAUUUUGACCGAACUCGUGGUGCCCCCGGUGGCAAGCUCAAGAUGACCCUCGGUCUCCCCGUCGGUGCCAUCAUGAACUGCUGCGACAACUCCGGCGCCCGCAACCUGUACAUCAUCUCCGUCAAGGGCAUCGGCGCCCGCCUGAACCGGCUACCGGCCGGCGGUGUCGGCGACAUGGUCAUGGCCACCGUCAAGAAGGGCAAGCCCGAGCUGCGGAAGAAGGUCCACCCGGCCGUCAUUGUGCGCCAGUCCAAGCCGUGGAAGCGCACCGACGGCGUGUUUUUGUACUUUGAGGACAACGCCGGCGUCAUUGUCAACCCCAAGGGCGAGAUGAAGGGCUCGGCCAUUACGGGCCCCGUCGGCAAGGAGGCCGCUGAGCUGUGGCCGCGUAUUGCCAGCAACUCGGGUGUCGUGAUGUAA